Messenger RNA from Ochlerotatus camptorhynchus, 888 nucleotides. RefSeq lists its product as uncharacterized. The transcript has a single exon. The record is from RefSeq and is a predicted model, not a curated record. Bases 34 to 888 code for a protein of 284 amino acids. Lineage: Eukaryota; Metazoa; Arthropoda; Insecta; Diptera; Culicidae.
UUGUCAGUUUAUUUUGUACUACAGUUUUCCCCAAUGCCCAACCAAACCGUCCACCAUCACCAACUGGACCGGGAAUACAAGAACUCACUUGGUCUUCUGAAGGAGCAAAUCCCUUCGGUUCGUGAUCCCAAUGAAAUCGCAAUCUGUGCCAAAUGGAUUCAACGUUUCAACCAAGUCCAUUCCUCGGAAAAGCCUUACCGGAACAAGUUGAUGGAGCUCUUGAUCGGCCAGCUGGCCAAGGACAACCUAAACUAUCCGUUCAUAUUUCUCAACAAUCUGGAUAAGCCUUUGUCGCUUGUGGAUCAAGAAGUGCGACAGUUGUUUUUCAGCAGUGGAGAGGAAGGAGGCGAUUUGGAGGAUAUUCUUUUGAAUAUGAAACAGUUGUUGGUUGAUGCCGAAACGAUGAAUAUUCGGGUUGAAGAGGAUUUGGAAUCGAUCCGGAGUGAAACUUUGGCGAUUAAACAAGUAGAGUCGCGUAGCUUGGAUUACAGUUUGUUAUUAUGUGAUGAGCUCAGGCGCUUGCUCACUGAUGAGAUUCCUAAAGUGGUUGCUGUCCCGAAUCGGCAGAUCGUAUACGUCGAUGGAUUGAAACAAGCGGAUUUGAAUUGGAUUCUGCUGUCGGUUGAAGCAAUUCGACAAACAGUGAUAGCCAAAUUACCAGUUAUUCCGGAAAACGCUUCAAAAGCAGUGCAGACCCACAGAGAUUGGAAAUUGGAUAAUUUGGAAGCUUACUACGAGCGAAAGUUUGCUCGGCUUUAUACGGAUUCCUUACUGAAGGAGCGCGCACAACAGAUCAAAUUGAAAUCGGAGAAAGGAGGAAGUCAGAUAGACCAAUCACGAAAGUUUGAAAGACGGUUUCGAAGAAAAAUCGGUCAACAAACAACUUGA